AUGGUGGUUGCUCAGGGCAGGGACUUCCCCGACGAGGCCGGCUCUCCACCCCCCAAGCCCACCCAGGGUCGUCCGCCGGAAAUCAGCAGCUUUGGUGCCGAGAUCGUGUUGAUCGCGGUCUGCUCCGCAGGUCUGAUGUUGUUCUCCUUCCUCCUGGGUGAUGUGCUCGCUCCGCAGCUCCAGUUCCGGCAAGCCCUCGGCAUCACCAAUACCGAGUUGCCUUGGCUUGUCGGCUCCUUCAACGUCGCCAAUGGCCUGUCCGUCGUGGUGUCCGGCUCGUUGACCGACCUGACGCCUCCCAAAGCCCUGAUGGUUGGGGCCUUCAUCUGGCUCACUGUCUGGAACAUCAUCGGCGCCUUCUCCGUCCAUCCCUCCCGCUAUGUACUCUUCUUCGUGGUGCGUGCCAUGCAGGGCCUGGCCAUCGGUGUCUUGGUCUCCGGUAGCAUGAGCAUCCUCGGCCGCGUCUACAAGCCAGGAAUUCGCAAGAACCGCGUCUUCUCCGCCAUGGCCGCCUGCGCCCCAUUCGGCUUCUCUCUGGGCGCCAUCGAAGGCGGUCUCCUCUAUCAGAAUCUUCCUUGGAUCUUCGGCUGCAACGCCAUCAUCACCGCCAUCUGUGCCGUAGGCGCCUACUUCUCCAUCCCCCCGCUGCGCCCCAUGGCAGACUCCGCCGGAGGUGAAGUGCCCUCGCUGCGCCAGUUCGACUACCUCGGCGCCGCCUUCGCCGUCGGCGGCUGUGUCUGCUUGCUCUUCGGACUCACCCAGGGCGGCGUCACCGACUGGUCCGUAUAUACCUGCGUGCUCACAGCGGUGGGCAUUGUCCUGCUCAUCGGCCUCUUCAUCGUAGAGCGCUACGUACCACGCCCUCUGAUCCCGAACCGCCUCUGGAAGACCAAGGGGUUCACCCCGCUCAUGAUCGCCUACUUCCUGGGCUUCGGAUCUUUCUUCGGCGCCUGGCAGUUCUACGCCAUCCAGUUCUGGCUGCGCAUCCAGCACGCCAGUCCCAUCGAUGUGGCGCUAUACCAUCUCCCAAACGCCAUCUUCGGCGUCAUCGCCACCUGGGUAGUCAGUCGCACCUUGCAUCUUGUCCCGGGCCAUUACAUCUACACCAUCUCCAUGUUCGCCUUCACGCUCGGUCCGGCCUUCUUCCUCCCGCAGAGCCCUACCACUACGUACUGGGAAUUGUCCCUGCCUGGAGUUGCCCUCGUCACUUUCGGCCCCGAUCUGGCUUUCGCGGCCGCUUCCAUCUUCAUUACUAGUAAUGUGGCGCGCUCGUACCAGGGCAGUGCUGGGAGUCUGCUGGUCACGAACCAGAACCUGUCGUCGGCGAUUAUUACUAGUGUGGCGGAUGCGAUUGGCACGCGGGUCGAUAAGCAGGCCGAUGGAAGUGUUGGGCUUAGUGGGCUGCGUGCUAUUUGGUGGUUUGCGCUGGCGUGUCAGUUGCUGGCGGCGCUGGUUACGGUGACGUCGUACUCUUCCCCCCUCGUGAUCCACCACCGGCAAAGGCAAGUCCCUAUGCAACCUCUCCCGAAUUCUCUCCCCAUCUUCACCAUCCAACAACCCCCUUCUCAACAAGAAAUCCACCACCACGACCGCACUAUUCGGCUUAAAUCUCCCCUCCCCCAGCGCCUCCUUUACCUCCUGCACUUCCCAAAGCCUAAAAUCCUCCACCUCGCUAUCACUCGGCCUCGGAACUACUCCGCUUUCCAACCGCAACUCAUACAAAUACUCCACCUCAGGUUGCAACAGCUCCAUGCCCCCCUCCAUGUUAACAUGAAAAUACGAAAUCCGAUCCACAAACCUCAUCUCCCCCCGCAUCAAGUCCCCCGGAAUCCCCGCCUCCUCGGUCGCCUCCCGCAUGAUGGCCUCCCGCGGAGGCAGCCCCGUACUCAGUCCCCCGGCGGCAGUGGUAUCCAACAUACCGGGGUAGGUCUGUUUAAGAGAGGAGCGUUUGGCGAUCCAGAGGAGUGGUGUGUUGCUGUCUUGGGGUUGGGUAUAGCAGAGCAUUUGCACGCCGUAGGUUACUAUACCGAAGAGGGCGCUCGCGGCACGCUCGAUCUCCAGGAUGAUGGUUCCGUCUGGGCCGUAGAGGGGGAAGGUCUCGUUGCGCCAGCCGCGGAGGAUACCGUGGGAGACGAGGGCCUGGAGGGUGGGGAGGAGGAUGGCGGUGCGGGUGGAGGCGGUUGCGGUGGGAGGUGUGAGGAGGGUGAUUGUGUUGGUGGAGAUGGACCAGGUGUUUGA
Messenger RNA from Aspergillus niger, 2238 nucleotides. RefSeq lists its product as uncharacterized. Gene Ontology annotation, cellular component: membrane. Gene Ontology annotation, molecular function: transmembrane transporter activity. Bases 1 to 2238 code for a protein of 745 amino acids. Gene Ontology annotation, biological process: transmembrane transport. The transcript is spliced from 2 exons. NCBI's taxonomy places the organism in Eukaryota, Fungi, Ascomycota, Eurotiomycetes, Eurotiales, Aspergillaceae. The record is from RefSeq and is a predicted model, not a curated record.